Molecule: messenger RNA, 2640 nt
Organism: Carlito syrichta (Philippine tarsier)
Lineage: Eukaryota; Metazoa; Chordata; Mammalia; Primates; Tarsiidae
Gene: TFRC
Product: transferrin receptor
Exons: 19
Coding region: 48-2330 (760 amino acids)
Biological process (GO): intracellular iron ion homeostasis; transferrin transport
Cellular component (GO): external side of plasma membrane
Molecular function (GO): transferrin receptor activity
Source: RefSeq, a predicted model, not a curated record
AGGAAACAGAGAUUAACUUGUCAGGUUCUUCUGAGUGGCAGCUCAAAAUGAUGGAUCAAGCCAGAUCAGCAUUGUCUAAUUUGUUUGGUGGAGAACCAUUGUCGUAUACCCGAUUUAGUCUGGCUCGGCAAGUAGAUGGUGAUAACAGUCAUGUGGAGAUGAAACUAGCUGUAGAUGAAGACGAAAAUACUGACAAUAACAUGAGGGCCAAUGUCACAAAACCAAAAAGAUUUAAUGGAAGUAUCUGCUAUAGUAGUAUUGCUGUAAUCAUCUUUUUCUUGAUUGGAUUUAUGAUUGGCUACUUGGGCUAUUGUAAACGUGUAGAACCAAAAGCUGAGUGUGAGAGACUGGCAGGAACAGAGUCUUCAGUGAUGGAAGAGCCAAAUGAGGACUUCCCUGAAAUACCUCGCUUAUUUUGGGCAGACCUCAAAACAAAGCUGUCAGAGAAACUGGAUACCACAGAGUUCACCAGCACUAUCAAGCUGCUGAAUGAAAAUUCCUAUGUCCCUCGUGAGGCUGGAUCUCAAAAAGAUGAAAAUCUUGCAAUGUAUGUUGAAAAUCAAUUCCGUGGAUUUAAGCUCAGCAAAGUCUGGCGUGAUGAACAUUUUGUUAAGAUUCAGGUCAAAGGCAGUGCUCAAAACUCGGUGACCAUAGUGGGUACAGGCGGUGAAUUUGUAUACCUGGUGGAGAAUCCUGAGGGUUAUGUGGCAUAUAGUAAGGCUACAACAGUUACCGGUAAACUGGUCCAUGCUAAUUUUGGCACUAAAAAAGAUUUUGAAGAUUUACAAGUUCCUGUGAAUGGAUCUGUAGUGAUUGUCAGAGCAGGGAAAAUCACCUUUGCAGAAAAGGUUGCAAAUGCUGAAAGCUUCAAUGCGAUUGGUGUCUUGAUAUACAUGGACCAGGCUAAAUUUCCCAUUGUUAAUGCAGAUCUUUCCUUCUUUGGACAUGCUCAUCUGGGAACAGGCGACCCUUAUACACCUGGAUUCCCUUCUUUCAAUCACACACAAUUUCCACCAUCUCGAUCAUCAGGAUUGCCUAAUAUACCUGUCCAAACAAUUUCCAGAGCUGCUGCAGAAAAACUGUUUGAAAAUAUGGAAGGAGACUGUCCUUUUGGUUGGAGAACAGACUCUUCAUGUAAACUGGUAUCCGCACAAAACAGGAGUGUGAAGCUUGUUGUGAAAAAUGUGCAGAAAGAGAUAAAAAUUUUUAACAUCUUUGGAGUUAUUAAAGGCUUUGUAGAACCAGAUCGCUAUAUUGUAGUUGGGGCCCAGAGAGAUGCCUGGGGUCCAGGAGCUGCCAAGUCCAGUGUAGGAACAGCUCUCCUCUUGAAACUUGCCCAGAUAAUCUCAAAUAUGGUCUUAACAGAUGGAUUUCAACCCAGCAGAAGCAUUAUCUUUGCCAGCUGGAGUGCUGGAGACUUUGGAGCUAUUGGUGCCACUGAGUGGCUAGAGGGAUACCUUUCCUCCUUGCAUCUAAAGGCUUUUACUUACAUUAAUCUGGACAAAGCUGUUCUUGGCACCAACAACUUCAAAGUUUCUGCCAGCCCACUGUUAUAUACGCUUAUUGAGAAAACAAUGCAAGAGGUGAAACAUCCAGUUACUGGGCUGUCUCUAUAUCAGGACAGCAACUGGAUCAGCAAAGUUGAGAAACUCUCUUUUGAUAAUGCUGCCUUCCCUUUCCUUGCAUAUGCUGGAAUCCCAGCAGUCUCUUUCUGUUUCUGUGAGGACACAAAUUAUCCUUAUUUGGGUACUACCAUGGAUACUUAUGAGGAACUGAUUAAGAAAAUUCCUCAGUUGAACAAAGUGGCACGAGCAGCAGCAGAAGUGGCUGGGCAAUUCAUUAUUAAACUUACACAUGAUGUUGAAUUGAACCUGGACUAUGAGAUGUAUAACAACAAAAUACUUGCAUUUGUGAGAGAUCUGAACCAAUUCAGAUCAGACAUAAAGGAGAUGGGCCUGAGUCUACAGUGGCUGUAUUCUGCUCGUGGAGACUUUUUUCGUGCUACUUCCAAACUAACAACAGAUUUCAAGAAUGCUGAGAGAACAAACAGAUUUGUCAUGAGAGAAAUCAAUGAUCGUAUCAUGAGAGUGGAAUAUUACUUUCUCUCACCCUAUGUGUCUCCAAGAGAGUCUCCUUUCCGACAUAUCUUCUGGGGCUUUGGCUCUCACACUCUGUCAGCUUUAGUAGAGAACUUGAAGCUGCGUCAGGAAAAUAACGGUGCUUUUAAUGAAACACUGUUGAGAAACCAGUUGGCUCUAGCUACUUGGACUCUUCAGGGAGCUGCAAAUGCCCUCUCUGGUGACAUCUGGGACAUUGACAAUGAGUUUUAAAUGUGAUACUCACAACUUAUGUAAGAAAAGCAGGGUAGUCUGGUUUUUAGACUUGUGCUGGUUGUGCUAAAUUUUCAGUAGGGCUACAAACCCUAAUGUUGUUAAAAUUCUAUCCAAUCAUCUUGGUACUACUAGAUGUCCUUUUAGGCAGCAGCUUUUAAUACAGGGUAGGUACCUGCACUUCGAGUUAAAGUGAAGAACCACUUUAAAAAUGUUCAUGAUGGAGUAUUUUCUCUGAUUAUUUCUAGAAUUGUAAGUGCUUUGUAAUGGUAACUGCCUCUUUCCUGUUAUAAUUUUGAAAAUGUCAGAA